Molecule: messenger RNA, 3435 nt
Organism: Gossypium raimondii (Peruvian cotton)
Lineage: Eukaryota; Viridiplantae; Streptophyta; Magnoliopsida; Malvales; Malvaceae
Product: methylmalonate-semialdehyde dehydrogenase [acylating], mitochondrial
Exons: 21
Coding region: 216-3287 (1023 amino acids)
Biological process (GO): thymine catabolic process; L-valine catabolic process
Cellular component (GO): mitochondrion
Molecular function (GO): methylmalonate-semialdehyde dehydrogenase (acylating, NAD+) activity; malonate-semialdehyde dehydrogenase (acetylating, [NAD(P)+]) activity
Source: RefSeq, a predicted model, not a curated record
UUAUCUCACAGCCCCAAUCUAAAAGGCCGAAACCUUCAAAAUUUCCCACUUUCCCACACUUUCUCUCAGAUUAUUGGGUUCCUUAUUAUCCUCUUUCAGAAAAUAGAACAAAUAAAAAUAUUUUGAGAGGGUUUACAAGGUGCAAUCUUUUACUUCCGUGAAUACAAUUCCCACAGUGAUAUUUUCGACAAGGGUUUUCCUUCCUGCCACUGGGCAUGGACGCUCAAAGUCAGGCGGCUUUUAGUGGACAGAAAAAGAUGCUUCCUCCACCUCCUGGAAUAUUUCAAGAUCGUGAGGAGCUCAUUGAACAUGUGCGGGACUUUGGGGCUAGCCAAGGAUAUGUAGUGACUAUUAAGAAGUCAAGGAAAGACAGAAGAGUCAUCCUUGGAUGUGACAGAGGAGGCAUUUAUCGCAAUAGGCGUAAGAUUGAUGAAAGUAAACGCAAAAGGAAAGCAUGCUCAAGACUUAUAAACUGUCCUUUUGAGGCUAUAGGAAAAAAGGAAGAUGAUUCCUGGGUUCUCACCAUUAAAAAUGGGGAGCAUAACCAUGAGCCUUUAAAAGAUAUGUCAGAGCAUCCUUAUAGUCGUCGUUUUACCGAGGAAGAAAUUAGGCAAAUCAAAUUAAUGACUGAAGCUGGUAUAAAACCACGCCAAGUGCUCAAGGCUCUGAAACAAACUAAUCCAGAGUUGCAGUCAACUCCAAGGCAUUUGUACAACCUUAAAGCCAAGAUUCGUCAAGGAAAUUUAUCAGAGAAAAAUUUUAAAUCAUGGAGGCCUAACAGAUCUGUUCCUGUAAACUCUAAUAGCAGUUCCACUGGAGAGUUGUUAAAGCAAAACAACCAACUGGUAAAAGUUCCUAAUUUUAUUGGAGGGAAAUUUGUGGAUUCACUAGGGUCCAUGGUCAUUGACAUAAUAAACCCUGCAACACAAGAGGUUAUUUGUCAAGUUCCUUCAACCACCUAUGAAGAGUUUAAAGAUGCAGUUAAUGCAGCCAAGCAAGCUUUUCCCUCUUGGAAGAAUACACCAGUUACAGCUCGCCAGCGCAUCAUGUUCAAGCUCCAGGAGCUCAUCCAUAGAAAUAUUGAUAAGCUCGCAAUGAAUAUUACAACGGAACAGGGCAGGACAUUAAAGAGUGCCCAUGGUGAUGUGCUGCGUGGUUUAGAGAUUGUUGAACAUGCUUGUGGAGUGGCAACUCUGCAAAUGGGAGAAUUUGUGCCAAAUGCUUCUAAUGGUAUUGAUACAUUCUGCAUUAGAGAACCACUUGGCGUUUGUGCUGGGAUAUGUCCUUCUAACUUUCCUGCAAUGAUCCCUUUGUGGAUGUUUCCUAUUGCAGUUACUUGUGGGAAUACAUUUGUUCUUAAGCCAUGUGAGAAAAAUCCAGGGGCUUCAACAAUCCUGGCAGCAUUAGUAAAGGAGGCUGGUUUACCUGAUGGUGUCCUAAAUAUUGUUCAUGGAACCGAUGAUAUUGUCAAUUAUAUCUGUGAUGAUGAGGAUAUAAAAGCUAUAUCAGUUGUUGGUUCUAACACGGCUGGCAUACAUAUAUAUGCUAGGGCUGCUGCUGGAGGGAAACGUAUUCAGUCCACUAUAGGUGGUAAGAAUCAUGCGAUUAUAAUGUCUGAUGCAAGCAUAGAUGCUACUUUGAAUGCUCUAGUUGCUGAGGGAUUUGGAGCUGCCGGGCAGGGAUGCAUGGGUCUAAGUACAGCUGUUUUUGUUGGAGGUUCAAUGCCAUGGGACGAAGAACUUAAGCUGCGUGCCAAAGCACUUAAAGUGAAUGUAGGAUCAGAUCCUGGCGCAGAUGUUGGUCCAGUGAUUAGUAAAGAGGUAAAGGAUAAGAUAAACAGAUUAGUUCAAUGCAGUGUUGAUGCUGGUGCUAGGCUGCUUCUUGAUGGGAGAAAUAUUGUGGUUCCUGGAUAUGAGAAUGGGAAUUUUAUUGGUCCUACUAUAAUAUGUGAUGUUGCAUCCAAUAUGGAGUGCUACAAGGAAGAAAUUUUUGGACCAGUUCUCCUUUGUAUGCAGGCCAACAGCCUAGAAGAGGCCAUAACCAUUGUAAACAGAAACAAGUCUAUGAAUGGAGCCUCUAUAUUCACAUCAUCUGGCUAUGCUGCAAGGAAGUUUCAGAAUGAAAUCUUGUCUGGGCUGGUUGGGAUCAAUGUUCCUGUUCCUAUUCCAAUGCCUUUUUCCUCUUUUAAUGGACCAAAAGCAUUUUUGGCCGGAGAUAAUAAUUUUGUUGGAAAGUCAGGUGUGCAUUUUUACACCCAGAUCAGAAUGGUGGCACAGCAGUGGAGGGAUUUACCGAGUGUAGGAGUGUCCUCAGGUUUGCAUCUAUCGUCUGAGACAGAUAUGACAAGCCGGGGAGUUUCUUCUGGAUUGCAUCCAUCAUCAGAGAGAGAUUCACUCUACCAUAGAGUUUCGCCUGCUGUGUCUCAAGAAUCGGAGGGUAACUCACCAAAUCACACAAUGUUGCUUUCAACUUCAGAGAGGGAUCUAUCGAACCCAACAAUCACAUCUCCGCCUCCAACUGCUGAUGGUGAGUUGCCAAAUCAUGGAGCAUCUCUUGUUCUACCUCCAACAUCUGAGAUGGAUAUGGAAAACCAAGACAUGUCCCGAACUAUGUCACAAGGAAGAAAGAGAGACAUAUCAAGCCAAGGAGUGUCAUCAAUAACACCCUAUCAAUCUGAAAGAGUUUAUACACAGCAAUCACAAUGGAAAGAAUCUUCGGCACCCUCCGAGAGGAUUUAUAUACCCAUAACGUCUCAUAGGAAUAACAAUGCAGCUCCAACUGUUCAGAGGUCAGACACUGCAAUAGGUUUAACUCAAGAGCGAGCAUAUAUGCCAACAUCUCAUAAAAAUGACGGCCUGGUUCCUGUUUCAAACAGGAACAGAAGCAUUUCUCCAGCUUCCGACCAGAUCUACAUGAUGGCAACUACUCACUUGAAUGACACCAUGGGUCAAAGGAUUCAGAGAACUGAUGCACCUAUAUUCCCAACUUCUGAGCGCAUAUAUGUACCUGCAACCCCUCACAGGUCCGACCACAUGGGUUCGACCUCUCAAAGGAAUGAUGUUGCAUUACGACCAGGCUCCGAGAGUUUAUACAUGCCAGCAACAUCUCGAAGGAAUGAUAACAUUGCUUCAGCUUCUCACCAGGCCGAUUCAAUGCCUCAAAAUUCUGAGAGCAUGUAUAUGGCUCCAAUCGUUCAAAGGAUGUAUGCUCAAAAUACAAUAAUAUCUAUGGAUGAUUAUCCUAAUCAAGGACCAACUAUGACUUUGCCAACCUCACAUAGGAUAUAGGAUUUAUCUUUGUUUCAGUUUAGGCAACUUUGCAAACAAAUCAAUGUAAUAACUAAAGUUUGUGAGAUGUUGCAUGCAUCACAUGGAUGGUGCAUGAUUUUAUUUCAUACUUAAAAUGAGUUUCAAUACAAAUUAGUAUUUUCCCCCA